AUGUCUACUCCACCUCUUUCAUUUCCUAGUGUGUAUGAGGGAUUAACUCAACUUUUAGAGGAGUUUUCCUUGGCUAUCCAUACGAAAGACCACAAGCCAUCAUAUUCAACCUCAGGCCUCCCCGAGUUCCCCAGAGUCCCUCCCUACUCGGCCGCUACAUUGGUGGCAACUACUCCGCCCACUAAUCCUUUCGUUGACCCACCCUUUCCCCACCCUCCCCCAGUGGCCCCGCUCACCGACCGUCUAUACACAUCAGCGCCUAGCCCCCUGUUAUCCCCAGACGCCUACGAAUCCGGACACAACAUUCGUGAUUGGCUGUGUGACUUAGAUCUUUUCCUGACCGACGUCCCACCCCACCAAUAUACUUGCUUCUUACUACGUUUCCUUUCCCCAUCCGCCAGGCGACGCGCCUUCGAUGCCGGCCUUACACCAGCUACCCCGUUCCCCGUCGCCUGCCGUUGCGUCGUGCAGCUGUUCGACACCCCUGACGCGCCUGACAUCGCGGCAGAGCGAUUUGCCAAGUUACGCCAGGCCCUCCGGCAAUCAGUUGACGACUUUGCAACGGAACUCACCCGACUUGCCUCCGCGGCUUUCCACAACUUACCAGACCCCGAUCGGGACGACCUUAUCCUCCACCGUUUCAUUUCAAGCCUCUUCGAUCGCACGAUCACCGACUCCUUCCUCCUCCACCCCCUGCGUACUUUGAACGACGCCUUGCGGCAGUGCCGUCUGCAUCUUACAUAUCACCGAACACACCAACCCCCUCCGAGACCCCCUUUACCCCCAGCCCGGCCGGAGCCCCAAGCCCCAGAUAGACGGAACCCUUUGCCGUUCCCCUUCCCUGAUCACAACCCUGGCUCCAAUCUAUGGACCAUAGUUUUGCUCUUUACACAGUAUAUUUCGAUUUCACUAAGGCUUUUGACAGUGUUGACAAUGCUCUUCUCCUCCUGA
This is a messenger RNA of Spirometra erinaceieuropaei, 951 nucleotides long. The record is from the annotation of a GenBank genome assembly. NCBI's taxonomy places the organism in Eukaryota, Metazoa, Platyhelminthes, Cestoda, Diphyllobothriidea, Diphyllobothriidae.